Molecule: messenger RNA, 819 nt
Organism: Malus domestica (apple)
Lineage: Eukaryota; Viridiplantae; Streptophyta; Magnoliopsida; Rosales; Rosaceae
Source: RefSeq, a predicted model, not a curated record
UAACAAUAAAAAGAGACUUUCUUUAAUUUAAUGAUACCUUGAUUUUCAUCUCAUGUUACCAAUACACAAGACGAUAAACUCGAUAUCCUGACCAAUAAACCCCUUCCUUCUAACCCUAUUUUCCUUUCUAGCGCAUAUCUUCACUACCGCACAACAAACUACUCUCUCUCUCUCUCUCGCUCUCUCGUCUGAUCGAUCUGUCUUGAAUCUUGGUGUCCUAAUCUUAGCUAGACAAACCGAGAAAUUUACACAGGCCUCUAGCUACAAGCUAAGAUGCAUAAAUAACACAAGUAGUUCGAGCUCAGGAUUAAAGGUGGAUCGGAGGCAUGGAAAACGCCCGCUUCCUUCAGAAGCAUCAGAGGAGAAAGAGAGGGAGGAUCGUCCCCACCACCAUGAUUUCCCUUCUGACUACGAAUCUUCCUGGACGGAAGCUGGCAUGUCAGCCAUGGUUUCUGCUCUCACUCAAGAUUGGAACCACCAAAGAUCAUGCUACCGUGAAACCAAACCUUACGUAUAUCUCAGAUUCAUCACUCCUAGUCAAACGAGAACCCGACCGCUCUCAACCGGUUCAAGAUCAAGAACUACUAAGUCAGCGACAGCUCCCAGCGCGAGGCCGGUUUCAAAGGGCAGAGGCACACUCAUACAUGUGCCUGCGGCCCCAUGUACCCAUCUACAAAAGUCUUACCUGGAAUCGAACUACUUGUAAGAAGGUGAGGAAUGGAAUGUAAGUACCCACCACCACCUGACCAAGCAUAGCAACAUCCAUACAAUAAAAUUAUGAGUUGCAUCACAUUAAUUAGCCGCACACGCGUACGUGAA